ACAGAGAGAUAUACUUUUUUUUUAUGUAGUUACUAUGGAGCUAACCAAGGUACUAGUGCUGUUUGCAGCAGGUUGGACCAUUUCCCUGGCUUUACCUGUACAGGUCGUUAAUAAUACAAUUAAUGAGAACGAAACAGCAUUUGAAAGAAUAUUAACAAUGAACAAAGGUAUCGUUGACCAACUACUUGAAGGUGACAUCGCCCCUCGCCCUGCCCCUUCUCGUGGCGUCAUGAUCUGUACAAAUUGCUUUUGGAAGCCAUUGGAAAAUGGGACAGUUCUUGUGCCUUAUGUGUUUGCCAAUAUAUACACGGAGCUAAUAAAGACCGUAAUGAAAAAAGCCAUCAGUCAGUUUGAACUCCUCACCUGUGUGAAGUUUGUUGAAAGAACUACAGAAACUGAUUAUCUCAGCAUAGAGUCUGGAAUUGGGUGCUGGUCAAAUUAUGGAAGAAUUGGUGGCAAACAGACUGUCAGCCUGAAUAAAGAUGGCUGCUUAGCCAGCGGAGCAAUCCAGCAUGAAAUGAUGCAUGCGCUGGGAUUUUAUCAUGAGCAGAGUAGGAGUGACAGGGAUAUUUAUGUAGAUAUCAUAUGGAAAAACAUUGAUCCAGAUAAGAAAGGCAACUUUAAUUGGCAAAGGACAAAUAAUUUGGGCUUUCCAUAUGAUUAUGGCUCAGUUAUGCAUUAUCCACGAAAUGCUUUCAGCAUCAGUGCUGGUGGAAAUACUAUAAUCCCAAAACCUGACCCGAAUGUAAAUAUUGGACAGACAUAUGGGAUGAGUCAUCUGGAUUUAAAGAAAUUAAACACAGCAUAUAAAUGCACUCUAUGUCGGACAAAAUUUACACAUUUUACUUCCGGCUCUUUCUCAACUGAUGACAUUGUCUUUGGACCAGAUAACACCUGUGUCUGGUUUAUUCAAGCUAAACCGUUCCAGAAGGUUUAUCUGGAAAUCAGUAACUUCAAUAUCCCACAAUCUGCUGGGUGCAUGAACUCUUACUUGAAAAUUUAUGAUGGUGACAACCGUGACUCACUACUUCUCCAGGACAAGACCUGUGGUUCUACGAUGAUACCCGCUCUAGUUUCUACUCAAAAUGACCUGUUAAUUGAGUUUGUGAGCAAUCAGAAACCUUCUCAAAGCAAAUUUAAAGUGAUCUUUAAAGAAGUUAGUUUUGGAGACAUUUUCCGCCGUGAUUCUUGGUUUGUGACAUCACCAAAAUUCCCCAACCAGUAUCCCGAUAAUGAAGAUGCCAUUUAUGUUAUAAUAGCACCAUCCGGUAAAAAGGUGUCUCUGGAAUUCAUUGAGAUUGAAUUAGUAUAUUGUAAAUUUACCUGCUCGUGCAUCUGUGACUACAUCAUGAUAAUUGAUGGACCCUCCAUAAAUGACCGAGUUCUGGGCAAAUUCUGUGGGUUUGCUUUACCUCCUCCUAUAGAAUCUACGCAAAAUGUAGUGAUAUUACGUUUUCACAGUGAUAGCCUAAAAGGUGCAGCUGGAUUCUACAUGCGAUAUAAUUUUGUGAGCUGAUUUAGAAGAUUUCUCGAGAUCAAGCUGGAAAAGUGAAAAUGCACAUACCCAUCUAACUUUUGUUUUAGAAAUACGGAGAUAAAUGGUCCAUCAAUGCAAUAUUUCUGAAAACUAGC
Messenger RNA from Pelobates fuscus (common spadefoot toad), 1632 nucleotides. Its product is annotated as hatching enzyme 1.2-like. The record is from RefSeq and is a predicted model, not a curated record. Gene Ontology annotation, biological process: proteolysis. Gene Ontology annotation, molecular function: metalloendopeptidase activity; zinc ion binding. The transcript is spliced from 13 exons. Bases 35 to 1516 code for a protein of 493 amino acids. NCBI's taxonomy places the organism in Eukaryota, Metazoa, Chordata, Amphibia, Anura, Pelobatidae.